AAAGUUGCUAGGCUGACACCAAAACAAGCACAGUGUAUUUUUUUAAAAACUAUAUAAACCUUCUUACUUUCACUUUCUUCUUCGAUAAACUUCUUCACCGACUACUCCGCCCCUCUUCAUCAGAUAAAUAUACUACAAUAUGAACUCUUUUUGUUAAUUUUCCGGCGAAAGAUUCCAACUUUAUUGCACCAUGUUGGUUGUAAAUAUACUUUUGAUUCUCUUCUUCGUUCCUUGCUUUUUGUUUCUUGUUAGAUUUAUCUUGUACAGAACAGCUUUGAUUUUAGUUUUGCGGAAAUGGAUGAAUUGGGUGGAUGACAGAAUUCAUGUUCAUCAGUAUCUUAAAGUCGCAGAGCUCAAUGAAAAUGGCCAGAACAAUGAGUUCUACCGGAGGGUCUUCCUUUAUAUCAAUUCGUUGCCAUCCAUCGAAGAUUCAAAUUUCACUAAUUUGUUCUCCGGUAAGAAAUCUACUGAUAUCAUUCUAUCUCUGGAUGAUAAUCAGGUGAUUCAAGAUGAAUUUCUUGGAGCAAGAGUUGAUUGGGUGAACAAAGUUGAAAGAUUCGAUCAUGGGGGAGUUUGUAAUCGGAGUUUCUUGUUGAGGAUUAAGAAGAAGGAUAAACGCAGGACUCUCCGGCCGUAUCUUCAGCAUAUUCAUACCGUCUCCGAUGAUAUCGAACAGCGAAGAAGUGAAUUGAAAUUGUUUAUCAAUAAUGGGCCGUCGGAAAAUCCCGUAAACGGACGGUGGAGAUCUGUUCCCUUCACACAUCAUUCUACUUUGGACACCAUAGCCAUGGACGCAGAUCUCAAGAACAAGGUAAAAUCCGAUCUUGAAAACUUUAUUAAAUCCCAAAACUACUAUCACAAAAUGGGCCGUGCUUGGAAGCGUAAUUACCUACUUUAUGGUCCUUCCGGAACCGGAAAAUCUAGCUUCAUCGGCGCCAUGGCGAAUUUCUUGAACUACGAUGUUUACGACAUUGAUUUAUCCAGAGUUUCCGAUGAUUCAGAUCUCAAACUCCUUUUGCUACAAACUUCAAGCAGAUCCCUAAUUGUUAUCGAAGAUCUCGAUCGAUUGAUCAACGAGAAAUUAACGACGACGACCUUAUCAGGGUUGCUCAAUUUCAUGGACGGAAUUGUAAAUUCUUGCUGCGGCGACGAGAAGAUAAUGGUUUUCACGAUGAACAGCAAAGAUCAAAUUGACCCAGCGAUGCUUAGGCCAGGAAGAAUCGAUGUACACAUACACUUCCCUUUCUGUGAUUUCAAUUCCUUCAAAUAUUUAGCAAACAAUUAUCUGGGUGUUAAGGAGCACAAGCUGUUUCCACAAGUAGAGGAGAUUUUCCAUAGCGGCGCAACAAUGAGUCCGGCGGCGAUCGGAGAGUUGAUGAUAGUCAACCGGAGCUCCCCAAGCAGAGCUCUAAAGUCCGUCAUCACGGCGUUACAAUCAAACGGAACGGAGGGAAAGAUCGGCGGGAAGGGAAAACGGUUGAGUGACAGUGCAUCGUCGCCGCUACGGCUGGAGCCGCCGCCGCAUGCGGAGGAGACAGGUGGCGCAAACUGGAAGGACUCUGUUCCGGGGGCGAAGGAGGUGCGGAAGUUGUACGGACUGUUGAGAUUGAAAAGCUGUAAGAGUCCUAGUUCGUUCGAUCAUGACCCUGGGAUGAUCGAACGGUGACAAAUUUUUCUAUUAUUUUCUUCUUUUUUUUCACCUUAUUUUUCAAAAAAUUAUAAAGUAAUUGUCUGGUAA
Molecule: messenger RNA, 1738 nt
Organism: Solanum tuberosum (potato)
Lineage: Eukaryota; Viridiplantae; Streptophyta; Magnoliopsida; Solanales; Solanaceae
Product: AAA-ATPase At2g46620-like
Exons: 2
Coding region: 191-1666 (491 amino acids)
Molecular function (GO): ATP binding; ATP hydrolysis activity
Source: RefSeq, a predicted model, not a curated record